Durio zibethinus is the source of this 757-nucleotide messenger RNA. RefSeq names its product transcription factor PRE6-like. Gene Ontology annotation, biological process: regulation of growth; regulation of DNA-templated transcription. The record is from RefSeq and is a predicted model, not a curated record. Lineage: Eukaryota; Viridiplantae; Streptophyta; Magnoliopsida; Malvales; Malvaceae. Gene Ontology annotation, molecular function: protein dimerization activity.
CAGCAUAGCCCACUGAUUUCUUCCAUGCAAUUGUCUCUUGUAAUUCACUGCCAAAGCAUUUCACUUCUCUAAAGCUUUCUUGCUCUUCUCUUUGUUUUUCUCACCUUAUAAUCCCAUUUUUCUUAGGUUUUCUUGUCUGACAAAACCACAUCCCAUUUGUCUUUCAUUAAGAGUUUCAUCAUCACUUUGUUUUCCUUCUCUCUCUCUCUCCCUCUAUCCUUAAACUUUCAUUUUGUUUCCUGACACAAAUAUAUAUACUAGUAGUUAGUAGAUUUUUCAACACAAUGUCAAGCAGAAGAUCACGUUCCAGGCAAUCAGGUGUUUCCAGGAUCACUGAUGAUCAGAUCACCGAUCUUGUUUCCAAGUUGCAACAGCUUAUCCCUGAGCUUCGUGGAAGGCGCUCCGACAAGGUGUCGGCUUCCAAGAUCUUACAGGAGACUUGCAACUGUAUUAGAAGCUUACACAGAGAAGUGGACGACCUAAGCGACCGGUUAUCAGAGCUAUUAGCUUCGACAGACACCGAUAGCGAGCAAGCAGCCAUUAUCAGGAGUUUACUUAUGUAAUAAUCCAGCCUUUGUCAUUCUCUCACGUUUUCCAUAUAUAUCUAGGGUUUGGUGAUCUCAUCACAAGUUGUAUGGUAGUAAUGCAGAACAAGGGUUAAACAAGGGGCAGUUAACCAUGUUAUACAAUCCUUGUCAUCAAGAGACUUGUAUAUUGACCAAGUCUAUCAUAAUAUAUUUAUAAAAUAAAAAAAGAC